CCAAGCUCAGAGCUCCAGCAUGGAUGUACUGAGGAAGGGAUUCUCCAUCGCUAAGGAGGGAGUGGUGGCCGCCGCCGAGAAAACCAAGGCCGGGGUGGAGGAGGCAGCUGCCAAAACAAAGGAGGGGGUCAUGUAUGUGGGAACAAAGACAAAGGAAGGUGUUGUAACAAGUGUGAAUACAGUUGCCCAGAAAACAACUGAUCAGGCAAAUCUUGUGGGUGAGGUUGCUGUGGCUGGAGCCAAUCAGGUGUCAGAGAAGACGGUGGAGGGGCUGGAGAGUGUGGUCGCAUCCACCGGUCUAGUCAAACCGGGGGAGUUCUCGAAGCAAGAGGGAGCUGCAGGACAGCCUGCAGAUGCAGGACAGUAGGGUGAUGUUUUGAUGAACGCCCCUUGAUGAUGCCUGCCGUGAUGCCCUGCUUCUUUGCUUAAGUGGAGAGAGCUAAUUAGCUGCUGGCCAUGCUUGAAUAUGAUCAUUGCUAAACUCCUGAUGGACACAAAAUAAUAUCCUACUUCACAGAAAACAACCAGACCAUGUUUUUUCUCUUUUUCCUCACAAACAAACUCAACUUACCUCAAGUUUACCUCCUUCCUUCACAUAGACAUAUAACAUAUACAGAGUUACUCCUGUAAAAUCAGUUUAUUAUUUAGCUAUGUGAUAUUUAUCUAUAGUGUGUAAUGCACCUAACUUACCACAUUUGUGACAAUAUUAAAUGCACGUGCUUGUGUUUUGGAAAUUCUUAUAAAAACAAAAAGCCUGUCUUUAAUACCUGCCUUUAAAACAUGUGUCUACCAGUUUUCCUCCACCCAAUACAAUGAGGUUACUUGGAUUAGAAUAGAAUUAUUUCAGAUACAAAAACUUUUGAGCCUAUGCACACUGUCAAUCUAUUGUCAACUGUUGUUGCUUAUUACAUCUAAGACAAUGUUUGAGACCAGGACCAGAAAGCAGAACAUGAAAAAUAUUCAGAGUUCAAUACAAGUUAACCUUAAUCGACAGCAUUUGUGGAAUAAUAUCGAUUACCACAAGAAAUUAUUUUGACUUUCUCCUCCUUUUCUUUAAAAAACACAAAAAUCUGGGUUACAGUGCGGCUCUUACAAUGGAAGUGAAUGGUGGCCAAUCUAUAAACAUUAAAAUACCUGCUGUUUCAAAAGAUUAGCCACAAGAUGUAAACAAUAUGUGUUAACAUGAUUUUAGUGUGAUAAAAAUAAGUUACUAACCUUUUCUGUGUAGUUACAGACAAUUUUACAACUUUGUUGCCAUGACGAUGUGUGAUGUCAACAACCCCAAAACAAAAACGUUGCAGCUUAAAGAAUACAUGCGUUUUGAUAGAAUAAUUCAUGUAAUUGCUUUUAGAAAAUUAUUAGCUUCACAUUUCUGCAUUUACACCCUCCAAAAAUUGGUCCCCAUUCACAUCCAUUGUAAAUGCCUCACUGUAACCUCAGUUUUUGCUUCUUUUUUUCAAGAAAAGGAAGAAUGAGUACAAAUAUUUUGUUAAUUUCCAAGUCUGUUUAGGUAUUCUUAAGUAUUAUCUUUAUUAAGUAUAAUUACAGAGUGAUCAGUAUUGUAUUAAGGCUUUGAUGAUGUUAUUUUCUGUACAGUUAUUUGCUAAUAAAAAUGUGCAGAUUGCAAGGUUUCAGAUUUGUUGAGGUCUGUGGAAAUGCUUACAUUCAUUUUAACAAACUCAUAAAAUUCAUGUACUUGACUUAUUUCCCUUAAAGACUGAAAUGACAGCUGAUUUAUUUUUAAAUACUCCAUCUGUAAUAAAUUCAGUUUUGUGAACAAUAAAAUAAAAAUC
Messenger RNA from Xyrauchen texanus (razorback sucker), 1793 nucleotides. RefSeq names its product synuclein-like. The record is from RefSeq and is a predicted model, not a curated record. Gene Ontology annotation, cellular component: axon terminus; cytoplasm; neuronal cell body. The coding region runs from base 20 to 367 and encodes 115 amino acids. Lineage: Eukaryota; Metazoa; Chordata; Actinopteri; Cypriniformes; Catostomidae. The transcript has 5 exons. Gene Ontology annotation, biological process: chemical synaptic transmission; synaptic vesicle endocytosis; synapse organization. Gene Ontology annotation, molecular function: cuprous ion binding.